AUGCUCAACUAUCGUGCACCUUAUUCUUGCUCAGACCCAGCAUCUGCUGCUACCAUCUCUCCACCACAACCUCUAGACCACAGAUCUCAUUUACACCAUCAUAAUCAUCACCAUCGUACUCAUAAUCACCAUCGUCUAAGCAGUCAUCAUAGACAAUUCCAUGAACCUGGAACUGUUGAUUCAGCUUCAACUCCAGGUGCCCGUUUUGAGCGUCGUGACUUGGCUUCUUCUCCAUGUUCACCCUCAACUUUAGUAUCUAAAAUGAGUCAACUCCUCAAAUCAUCAAACCCUACAGCUUCUUGUGCAAUCCCCACAUCUACAAGCUCUUGCCAAAUAUCCUCAUCUUCUUGUAACCCUUCUUCCUCAGAACCUUCUCAUGAAAAUCAACACUUGCUCUCUCGAGCAGUCUCUACAUCAGUUGUAUCAUCAUCAUCAUCAUCAUCAUCAAGCUCAAUGCGCGCAACUGUUAUUUGUACAGCCACGGAUUUUGCCCUGAGACCAGCUCGUACAACAGGCUCGGGUGAGCGCGGACCAGACGGCAAGCUCCGGUUCUGGUGUCCGACGCGUCCUGGUCGUGCUGCAAUGGGAGCUGCCGUCAAUAAACGUGCAGCUCACAGGCAUACUCCUCCUCCUCAUUUAUUACAAGGUGUUGGUUUAUUUGUGGAGGAUGAUGAAGAUGAAGAUGAUGAAGAUAAUGAUGAUGAGUAUAGUGAAGAAGAAGAAGAUGAUGAUGAUUAUAGUGAAGAUGAUCAAGAUGAUGAGGAUAAUGAUGAUGACAAUGUAUAUGAGACAGACGUGGCGCUGGCGUCGCGGGUGUCGUGUGUGAGCAGUGGAGGCCCCGGCCCUGCAAACGACGACGACGACGACUGUAUUUUCAGCAGUGAUUGA
Messenger RNA from Magnusiomyces paraingens, 888 nucleotides. RefSeq lists its product as uncharacterized. The transcript has a single exon. Bases 1 to 888 code for a protein of 295 amino acids. NCBI's taxonomy places the organism in Eukaryota, Fungi, Ascomycota, Dipodascomycetes, Dipodascales, Dipodascaceae. The record is from RefSeq and is a predicted model, not a curated record.